GGUAAUAUCAAACAUACAAGAUUCUUACAUCGGUUACCUCGAACAUUUAACAACACAAAAGAUGGUUGUAAAUAACGUAAUGUCUGAGGUCUGAAAACAGAUAUAAAAUAAAAUAAUGAUAUUUUAUUUUUGAAUAGUUUUUUUAAUCACAAAAAUGAGCAAGGAAGAGGAUCGUGCAAAUGAAUAUUUAGCUGAAGCUAAAAAAAAUAUCGAAUCAUCCAAAGGAUUCUUUGGUCGCAUGUUUGGAGCAACAUCAAAGAUUGAAGAUGCUUCCUCUUUAUAUUCAAGAGCUGGAAACUCAUUUAAGAUAGCUAAAAAUUGGAAAGCUGCAGGUGAUGCAUUUUGUGAAGCUGCAAAGCUUCAAGAAAACCAGCUUCAAAGUAAACACGAAGCUGCAUCUCAGUAUGUUGAAGCUGCAAAUUGUUAUAGAAAGUCUAACUUUGAAGAAGCUAUUAACUGCUUACAACAAGCUAUAGAAAUUUACACUGAAAUGGGUAGAUUUUCCAUAGCUGCAAAACACCAUAUUACAAUUGCAGAAAUUUAUGAAACAAACUUAGCUGAUAUCAAUGAGGCAAUUAAUCACUAUACCAAAGCUGCUGAUUUUUAUAAAGGUGAAGAAUCAAACAGUGCUGCAAACAAGUGCUUGUUAAAAAUGGCUUUCUACUAUGCGCAACAGGAAAAUUAUAAAAAAGCUAUAAGUAUAUAUGAAGAUGUCGCUGCAGUUUGCAUUGAAAGUCCACUCCUUAAAUACAGUGCUCGUGAGCAUUACUUUAGAGCGUCGUUAUGUUGGCUUUGCUUGGAUAUCGCUGCUGUGGAGGUUGCCAUUAACAAGUAUCUGGAAAUGUUUCCGGCAUUAGAAGAUUCUAGAGAACUUAAGUUUUUAAAUAAAUUAGUUGAAGCCGUUAAAGAAGAAAAUAUUGAUCAUUUUACGGAAGCAGUUCGUGAAUAUGACUCAAUUUCGCGCCUUGACCAGUGGUAUACAACAUUGCUGCUUAGGAUAAAGAAGAGUUUCACGGGAGAUGACAUUGAUAUAAACUAGUUGUUUUCUUUGAACGUAAAAGCAAUUUUUUUGGAGUAGAUAAAGAUUCUUAUUA
This is a messenger RNA of Hydra vulgaris (swiftwater hydra), 1094 nucleotides long. RefSeq names its product alpha-soluble NSF attachment protein. Gene Ontology annotation, molecular function: soluble NSF attachment protein activity; syntaxin binding. Gene Ontology annotation, cellular component: SNARE complex; vacuolar membrane. Lineage: Eukaryota; Metazoa; Cnidaria; Hydrozoa; Anthoathecata; Hydridae. The record is from RefSeq and is a predicted model, not a curated record. Gene Ontology annotation, biological process: SNARE complex disassembly; intracellular protein transport.